Messenger RNA from Linderina pennispora, 641 nucleotides. RefSeq lists its product as uncharacterized. The record is from RefSeq and is a predicted model, not a curated record. The transcript has a single exon. The coding region runs from base 81 to 569 and encodes 162 amino acids. NCBI's taxonomy places the organism in Eukaryota, Fungi, Kickxellomycota, Kickxellomycetes, Kickxellales, Kickxellaceae.
AACUAAUCGUGUUUUUGAAAAAGAAUACAUUCUAGAAGUCGCCGUGGAAGGGGUCGUCGGUGUUCAGCACAUACGGAUACAUGGGCUUGAUGCCAAACUGCUCCCAGGUGUGCGCCGAGUUGAUGCGCAUGGUGACCACCGAGUCGCCGAGCCUUGAUCUGGUCCACGGUUUCUGCGCCGACCAUGGCCUGGACCUCAGGCUCCUGGAUGAGCUCCUCAACGAGGCCGCGGAUGACUGGAUCGCCCAGCAGCUCCUCGAGCAUGUCAUACACAUUGCCGUCCGACACCAGCCAGCGGCCAGCCGGCAGAUGACCAUCGCUGUUCUGCUGAAUCAGCGCGUAGAUGACACGGGCAGCGUCAGCACAGUGAGUCAGAUGCAGGCUGCGCUCGCGCAGCGACAGGCGCGUGCGCAGGAGCUUUUUGUCGGUGAAGAACCGACCCCAGUUCUUGGGCGCACGGACACCUCCCCAGAGCCCAGCCAGAUUCAGCACCUGUGCGUUGUGCUUGCUAAUAAAGAAUUCCUCGGCCUCGACGCGGGCACCUCCGGUCGCAAUAUCCGGGACAGGUGAAGCGGGUGCUCGGAAUUUCCUUGAAGCCCCGAGUGGACCCUAUGUAGAUCCAGUUUGGCUUGAAGCCUUCCA